Messenger RNA from Fusarium pseudograminearum CS3096, 2133 nucleotides. RefSeq lists its product as uncharacterized. The transcript has 3 exons. The coding region runs from base 1 to 2133 and encodes 710 amino acids. Gene Ontology annotation, molecular function: protein binding. NCBI's taxonomy places the organism in Eukaryota, Fungi, Ascomycota, Sordariomycetes, Hypocreales, Nectriaceae. The record is from RefSeq and is a predicted model, not a curated record.
AUGUCUACAUACCAGUACACUCAACUACCUGCCGGCUGUAUCCGCAUCCUUCGCCUUCAGCCGCAUCAAGAUAAACAAUCUACCAUCCGAUGUCAGCUCUCCUCUAUCGAGCUACGAGACUCAGAGGGUCUCUGCCUCUACGAAGCGCUUUCUUACGUAUGGGGCUCUCCAAAUAAGCCUCAUUCAAUUGACAUUGAGGGCUGCAGCCUCUCAGUUGGCACAAACCUUUACGCAGCUCUAUUACGUCUUCGACAUACCUCUCUUGAGCGUUUCCUAUGGGUAGAUGCCGUUUGUAUUAACCAAACGAACAUAACCGAAAAGGAACAGCAGAUCCAGCUGAUGGCUCAGAUCUAUGCCAAAGCACGUUCAGUCAUUGUUUGGCUUGGAGAAGCAACGACAGUUGGAAGCGAAGAUGCACUUGAGGAAAUCCGUGUCGCCGCGGCUAGUGCAUGCAAUGGGGUUGAAAUAAGCAAACCUGACGAAGAGCCAAUCUUGGAGAUCCUUAAGCUUCCCUGGUUCAAACGUGUUUGGGUACUUCAAGAAGUAGCUGCGGCGCGACACGUCUUAGUCAAGUUCGGUCGCGUGGAAAUAGAUGGAUAUGCUUUCUGCACUGGCAUUGGCGCGCUAGAGCUAUCCUACCAUGGCGAUCUAGAUUUACAGCUGUUGAUAAGCCCCGUGUUGUACCUGAUACGUAGGGCUAUCUUCCGUCCGAAGCAAAUAGCUGAAAGGUCGGUAAGAUUCUCACUUGACAUAUGCCCUUUAAGCGAGCUAGUGGGGAUGUAUCACAACCGUCAAGCCACAGAGCGUCACGAUAAGAUCUAUGCAUUAUUCGGCAUGUGCUCUGAUGACCUUGACGAUGCGGGAUUAUUGGUUGAUUACAAGAUUCCAUGGGAUCGGCUCCUCCAGAAACUCGUCAAUUACAUUCUUCCUCGUUGCUUAUCUGUGAGCACCUGGAACGAUAACCAGGUGGCCGUAAUCGUGACCUUGGCCCACGUUCUCGGAAAGGUUCAAUCGGUCGAGGCACGGGAAGAGAGCCAAAACGUCAUAAUAGAUUGGAAGACUCCACACAUGGAAUACCACGAGACAUCAUGUUGGAGUAUCAAGGCAUCAAGUAAGUCUGCAGAGGUCGGAGACAUUGUCUGCCUUUUCGAUGGGUGCUCAAUGCCUACUAUUAUCAGGCUAUGUGGCCUGAAUUGGGUUAUUGUCUUUAUCUCAAUCACCCCCCAGAUCAAACCUGCAGAAUAUCCUUCCAUGUACUUUGACACAUGGAAUUGGGCUAAUCUCGUUGAAUCGCUCGGCAAACCGUCUGCCAAAUUCGAACUAAUAUGGGAUUUGGAUAUGCAGCAAGACCAGGGGAACAGGCCUCCGUCAAAUGUCGCAGCCAUGUCGCCUACAACAACGAACUCCAUUCAACCGUCUAUGGCGAAAGAUGAUCGAGAGAGAGCAUACGUAUGGUUAAGAUAUAGGGAGAAAGAAUCCCUUUCUGAGAUUGAAUAUCGGCUGCGCGAGAUUGUUAACAAGCUGGACAUUGCCACCGCGAUUUCAGAGUUGGAUUUCCAUCUCUCAAGCGUCUAUUUUAAGGAAUCAAUACAUGCCCUACAGAGCAUUCUGACGGUAUGGGAGGCCUCCAAGGCAACAAAAGAAGUUCAAGACCUAAUGGUAAAGAAUGAACUGGAAAUUGACCAAAUUAUCGACGCCUUGCUCGGCGUAUGUGGCGGAUGGCUGCCGUUGAAUUGGGCAAUAGAUGACGGCGAUAUGGUAGUCGCCGGAUUGCUGCUGUUCUAUGCUAACCCUAACGCCGAACUUGGACAUGGUCUUACACCACUGGCAUGGGCAUCCGAAUCUGGAAAUGAUUUAGUUGUUAAGCUACUGAUAGACACUGGCAAGGUGGACCUGGAUUAUCAGAACAAGCAAGGCGAAACACCCUUGCUAUUAGCCGCCCGGCGGGGAUAUGAUACAGUGGUCAAGAAGCUACUUGAUACCGGCAACGUUGAUCCAAAUGCAAGUAAUGUCCGGGGAGACACGCCGCUAUUAGUGGCUAUCUACAGAAACCAUGUCGCAGUUGUCAAGUUGCUUUUGGAGACUGGUAAAGCUGAUCCAAAUGUCAAGAAAGAACACAGAAAGGCUAUUUAG